This is a messenger RNA of Racocetra persica, 224 nucleotides long. NCBI's taxonomy places the organism in Eukaryota, Fungi, Glomeromycota, Glomeromycetes, Diversisporales, Gigasporaceae. The record is from the annotation of a GenBank genome assembly.
AUGGAACCGAGAAUUACAGGCGGAGAGAUAGUGAUCACGGAAAAUUCUAGAUUGCAAAUAAGAAUUUAUGAAUUAGAACAAAGAAUAUGCGCUUUAAAUGCUGAUAAAGAUGAAUUGAUUCAUGAUAAUACGUGUUUAAGAAGUAGAAAUGAGGAACUUGUAACUGAAAGAAAUCAAUUUAAAGCAGAUAAUAUUCAGAUUCAUGCAGCAAAUAAAAAUUUGAU